ACCCUUAUCUUCUAGCCCUGAGUCAACAGGUAGGCUCCAGAGGAGCUGGGCCCUGACUUUUACCUCAGUCCUGAGGCCACUGAAGUUAAGAAAUUUACAUCGAGCUUGUCCAGGUGUGUGUCAGGGACAGCACUGAGGAUCUGUUGCCCCAGGGGAAGGGCCCCUCUCUCCGUGGGCCAACUCGGGUCUUUGUGUCUAUGGGGACUAGAUGCGUCCCUGAAGGCUCACUGACAACUUCCUGGCCUCAGGAUCAUGAAUGCAGAGAAAUCUGAGUUCAAUGAAGAUCAAGCUGCCUGUGGGAAGCUGUGCCUCCGAAGAUGUGAGUUUGGGACUGAAGAAGAGUGGCUGACCCUGUGGCCUGAGGAGUUCCUGAUGGGUCAUUACUGGGCAUUGUUCGACGGGCAUGGUGGUCCUGCGGCAGCCAUCUUGGCUGCUAACACCCUGCACUCCUGCCUGCGCCGGCAGCUAGAGGCUGUGGUAGAGGGCCUAGUGACCACUCAGCCCCCUAUGCACCUCAGUGGCCGCUGCGUCUGCCCCAGUGACCCCCAGUUUGUGGAGGAAAAGGGCAUCAGAGCAGACGACUUGGUGAUUGGGGCUCUGGAGAGUGCCUUCCAGGAAUGUGAUGAGCUGAUCGGGCGGGAACUGGAGGCCUCAGGCCAGGUGGGCGGCUGCACAGCCCUGGUGGCUGUGUUCCUGCAGGGAAAGCUGUAUGUGGCCAAUGCGGGGGAUAGCAGGGCCAUCUUGGUACGGAGAGAUGAGGUGCGGCCACUGAGCUCCGAGUUCACCCCAGAGACUGAGCGGCAGCGGAUCCAGCAGCUGGCUUUUGUCUACCCUGAGCUUCUAGCUGGUGAGUUCACCCGACUGGAGUUCCCUCGGCGGCUGAAGGGGGAUGACUUGGGGCAGAAGGUUUUGUUCAGGGAUCACCACAUGAGCGGCUGGAGCUACAAACAUGUGGAGAAAUCGGAUCUCAAGUACCCACUGAUCCAUGGACAGGGAAGGCAGGCUCGGUUAUUGGGAACACUGGCCGUCUCUCGGGGCCUGGGAGACCAUCAACUCAGAGUCCUGGACACAAACAUCCAGCUCAAGCCCUUCUUGCUCUCUGUUCCACAGGUGACUGUGCUGGAUAUGGACCAGCUGAAGCUGCAGGAAGAGGAUGUGGUUGUCAUGGCGACAGAUGGACUCUGGGAUGUCCUAUCCAAUGAGCAGGUGGCACGGCUGGUACGGAGCUUCCUCCCUGGGAACCGAGAGGAUCCACACAGGUUCUCGGAGCUGGCCCAGAUGCUGAUACACAGCACACAGGGGAAGGAUGGUCCCACAGGGGAAGGGCAGGUGUCCUACGAUGACGUCUCUGUGUUCGUGAUUCCUUUGCACGGUCGGGGCCAAGAGAGCAGUGGCCGCUGAGGAUUCAGACACUGCAUCCAAGAACUAUUCCAGUGCCAGGUGUGGUCUGGGCAUCCCUCCACUGUGGCCAAGAGCAAGUCCUGCCUGCCCUGUCCCCAGCCACAGCCCAGUGCCCUGACCAUUCACCUCAACUCACAACUCUGUGAAGAUGAACUAAAUUUUACACCAGGCAGUCAGAGGUGGAAGGAUGUGGAGAGCCCAUCUCACCAAGUCCAGCCUUCUGCGGUGGUAACAUCUCUCUGGACUUUACAACUUGGGAAACCCAUGCGUGGCUCCUCAGACAGGGUCUCCAACAGCCUAAAGAAUUAUUCCCAGAAACACCCAGGCUGGUGCCGGGUGCAGUGGCUCAUGCCUGUAAUCCCAGCACUUUGGGAGGU
Carlito syrichta (Philippine tarsier) is the source of this 1778-nucleotide messenger RNA. It is a transcript of the gene PPM1M, whose product is annotated as protein phosphatase, Mg2+/Mn2+ dependent 1M. Lineage: Eukaryota; Metazoa; Chordata; Mammalia; Primates; Tarsiidae. The transcript has 9 exons. The coding region runs from base 253 to 1401 and encodes 382 amino acids. The record is from RefSeq and is a predicted model, not a curated record. Gene Ontology annotation, biological process: protein dephosphorylation. Gene Ontology annotation, molecular function: protein serine/threonine phosphatase activity.